This is a messenger RNA of Sceloporus undulatus (fence lizard), 2206 nucleotides long. RefSeq names its product mediator complex subunit 20 (gene MED20). Gene Ontology annotation, cellular component: mediator complex. Gene Ontology annotation, molecular function: transcription coactivator activity. Gene Ontology annotation, biological process: regulation of transcription by RNA polymerase II. The transcript has 4 exons. The record is from RefSeq and is a predicted model, not a curated record. NCBI's taxonomy places the organism in Eukaryota, Metazoa, Chordata, Lepidosauria, Squamata, Phrynosomatidae. The coding region runs from base 163 to 801 and encodes 212 amino acids.
UCCGCCCCGUUGCCUUCUGCGAGAGUCCGGUUCUGCAGCGGCGGCUCUUGGGUCCUUCUCGGAGGGUCUCCUCAGGCUUCCCUCUCUGGGGCCGGCUGCCUGCGAAGGUGGAGGCUUCGUCCGGUCUCCUCACCGGGGAUCAAGGCCCUUCUCCGAGGAAACAUGGGUGUCACCUGUGUGUCUCAGAUGCCCAUAGCGGAGGGGAAGAAUGUCCCUCAAACAGUUGAAAUCUUAACAAGAAAACUGGAACUACUUGGAGCAGAGAAGCAAGGAACGUUCUGUGUUGACUGUGAAACAUACCACACUGCAGCCUCCACAAUGGGCAAUCAAGGGCAGACUGCCAAGCUGAUGUACGUGAUGCACAAUUCUGAAUAUCCCCUCAGCUGUUUCGCUCUCUUUGAAAAUGGCCCCUGCCUCAUAGCAGAUGCCAACUUUGACGUCCUUAUGGUGAAACUAAAAGGCUUCUUUCAAAAUGCCAAAGCAAAUAAGAUAGAGAGCCGGGGUACCCGGUACCAGUACUGUGAUUUCUUGAUAAAAGUUGGCACUGUUACUAUGGGACCCAGCGCUCGUGGAAUAUCUGUGGAGGUGGAAUACUGUCCAUGUGUGGUGGCCAAUGACUGUUGGAACCUGCUAAUGGAGUUCAUGCAAAGCUUCAUGGGAAAUCAUGCCCCUGGAAUCCCUUCUGUGUUUGGCAAUAAGCACGACAGCAUCUACAGCCCAGGUGAUACGAUGGUACAAUACAUGGAACUCUUCAACAAGAUCCGCAAGCAGCAGCAGGUGCCUAUUGCAGGGAUCAGAUGAGGAAUCUGUAAGGACUUUCUUCAUGUGAGCAACCACACUGUUGACUAGUCGGUCUGUUGACGUAGCAGUUGCAGUCUGGCGCUCCACGUUGCAGUUGUUUCCCAUUAAAACAGUCUGUCUCCAUUGUAAGUAGUAUUAAUUCUGGCUCAUCUCUGACUCUCAGGGUGGCAGGGCGGCCUCAGUGAUAUUGGCAUAUGUGGCCUGCUAUUUCAGUGAAUUGCCUUAGAUUCUUCAAGCAACAGUUUUGCAACAGAGUGGAAACUGAAGAAAAAUUAUCAUCUUGAAGAAAAUAAGUGGAAUUGUGUGCAAGUGGCAGGAUAGGCUUUGGAUUUCCUCAGUUGGCUAUGAGUGAACUUGGGGUUUCUGUUUAAUAAUAUGAAAAUAUUUUAAUAUAACUUUUAUUAAAAGAGAUUUAUUUUCAUAUCAUCAUUUCUGUAGGUGAUACCUAUUAACAAAAUGUGUUCUCAAAUUAUGGACAUUUUAUCAUUUGGAUAAGAAAUGUACUGUAGUGCAUGUUAUUGAAGCAAACACACAGUAACAGAGAAUUCUGUUACCAGUGUUUAAGUUCUUGGCUUUCCACUAUCUUCAUAAAGCUGUUGAGAAGAUUAACAUCCUUGAGCUUAAGGAUAAUAUCAUUGAAUCUAGUUUAAAUCCUCUGCCUUCAAAAUCUGUACAAAACCAAACUUCAGUGAAAUUACUAUGACAUCAGCAUUUUUCUCAGAUGAAGCCUAAAAGUAUAUAAAAUGUAACUUUGCGAGUUAUAAAAAAAACAUUAAAUAUGUCAUUGGCUGAGGAAUCUCUUACUGUAUGUUUCUGUGUCAUAAAAGUUAUUUGUGCAUUUUUUCCCCUUUUGCUCCUGCAGUUGCAAAGCCAAUGUGCUGGCUCUAACUUAGGUCUUCUCUACUUCAUUUUGGAGGCUAAAUUUUGAUAAAGAAUUUAUUGUUGAAUGGGUUAUAUUACUCAAGCUUAUGAUAACUUCUCCAUUUCUGCUGAUGUGCUUGUGUAAAUCUGAGUUUUGCAUCAGCCUGUGAACAUCAUUCCAGAACUCCCAACAGUAGUUAGAUGAGAUCAUAAGCUCAGAAAACUGGGGCCCGCCAAUUUUCUAUAUUAGAUUAGCCAUUGGUACUUCUUUACUUAUUCACUUGGAGAUGACUAUACAGCUUUGGAACAUGGUACAUGUAGUUACAUUAGCAUUAGCAGGGGUGCUGCUUGCCAUCCAUGGCAUAUCUUAAUAUUUGUUGGAACAUCCCUGUUCUCUUAACACUGACAUGUUUGUGACAAAAUUUGUAGGGAAAGUGGUUUUGGAAGGAUACUUUGCUUUAGAUGUUGCAUGGUGAAGGAUGGUAUCAGGUACUUCAGUGUACUGUAGGGUGCCAAGCACAUGUUGAUCAAAGACAUUUUGAUU